Molecule: messenger RNA, 1629 nt
Organism: Fonsecaea monophora
Lineage: Eukaryota; Fungi; Ascomycota; Eurotiomycetes; Chaetothyriales; Herpotrichiellaceae
Exons: 4
Coding region: 1-1629 (542 amino acids)
Cellular component (GO): membrane
Source: RefSeq, a predicted model, not a curated record
AUGGCCACGACCAGAGUGAGCAUGGUAAAUACGACGAAGAAAACCAAGAAGGUCAUGACGGGGAAGACCCCAACGGCCACUGGAAUCAUUCCGGUGGACAUGAUGAGAGCGACCCUCAUGGUUACUACAAUGAACACGAGCAUCAAGAUGAGCAUAACCCGGGCCAGCAUGGGGGCAAUCCUGAUGAACACGAGCAUCAAGAUGGGCACGACCCGAGCCAGCACGGGGGUCACUAUGGCCAUGACCAAAACCAGCAUGGUGAGCAAGACCCAAGUCACCAUGAAAUGGGAUCGGGUCAUAACGAUGACUGCCAUCAACAGCAGCAUGAUAACAGCAACCACCACGACCCUCAGACGCAGCAGCAUGACAGCAGCAACCACGAUGAUCCUCAUAAGCAGCAAACAGGUGGUGACGGUUGCCACUGCCCUCCACCAUCCGAUGAUCAUGCUCACCAACACCAAGAACAACAACCACACCACCAACAAGAACAACAGCAGCACGAACAACCACAUGGGCAACAGCACGAACACCAGGGGCAUGAUGACUGCCAUGACGAGAAACAGCAGCAGCAUCACGGUGGCUCUCAACAUAUACAGUGUUUGGCUUCGCCUUUUUGUAUAUCUGCUGGGCGCUCUGGCGAUUCUGUUCCAAGCUCUUGUCAUUCUGGGCGACGUACCUGGAGCACAAGGUUCGGGGAGUGGGACGUCGGGAUACUAUCUUUUACAAUUCAACUCCGUUGAUGGACUGGCAACAACCCGGUUACGCAUCGGGUAUACAGCAAUGUGCUGUUCGCUCUCAAGUGGCCCGGAGCACUGCGCCAUCACCGUCGGCAAAGACCACGCUUCCAGUAUCCGAUACCUGUCCAUCGGGACCAACAACAUCUACGACUUUGAAUCCUUACCUGCUAACCAGACGCUCAACUCGGUGUUGUUUGAGGUAGCAGCAUCCCUGCAGAAUGAUGUCUUCAUUGUCUUCCCUGCCAUCCCCGGCAUGUUCCUGGCACUCGGAGUCAUUAUGUUCGCCUUCUACGGCGCCCUGAACAAGCCUUGGGUCGGCCCAGCAUCGUCAUGGAGACAGUCACAACGGAACCGACGACUCGACAUCCUGCGGAUCGUCAUGAUUGUGCUGAUCGGACUCUCGGCCAUCUUCGCCUUCGCCGCGGCAGUGUCGAACUCGCAGAUGUUUGCGGCGGUCCAGCUCGCCACGAGCCACAACGAGCAAGCCCCCGGCAUCUUCCAGGUGACCAAAGGCAGUGCAGCCCUCGCACUACACUGGCUAGCGGUCAUCUGGACCAUCGGCUUCUUGAUCGGUAUCAUCCAGACACACAUCGAAAUCAGCGCCGUCAAGAUCAAGGUCAACCCUAGCGACACGGCCGGCACGACGGGCGGCAGCCAGUUCCAGGCGAAUGGCAGCACAAUCGAGAGAGCGUCACUCCUCAAGGAUGCGGAACCUAUGGCGAUCAACCCAGCUGGUCUGGCUCCGCAAGUUCCCAAUCCCAACUCAACCAACGGUGCUGGAGGGGCUGGCGGACCCAUGGGCGCACGAGGCGGUAUGAGGGGCGGCGCUCGAGGAGGGGCUAUGGGAAUGCGGGGCAGAGGCGGCGCUAUGGGCCGAGGGCGAGGCAUGUAA